Anneissia japonica is the source of this 744-nucleotide messenger RNA. RefSeq lists its product as uncharacterized. Bases 1 to 744 code for a protein of 247 amino acids. The record is from RefSeq and is a predicted model, not a curated record. The transcript has a single exon. NCBI's taxonomy places the organism in Eukaryota, Metazoa, Echinodermata, Crinoidea, Comatulida, Comatulidae. Gene Ontology annotation, molecular function: nucleic acid binding.
AUGCAACAGUUAUUCGUUCGUUAUCUACAGAACUGCAAAUUGCCAGCCGGUUAUCGUGAAAUUGGCCCACUAACUUCAGAGGAAAUUGUAAAAGCACAACACAGACUAAUUAUGUCAGCACAAAAUCUAUGUUUUGGAGAAGAAAUAGAAGCACUAAAAAGUGAUAAACCAAUUCCUAUGGGAUCAAAGUUACAACCACUGAACCCAAUCCUCGAUACAGAUGGCAUUCUACGCUGUGAUGGGAGACUAAAAUAUGAGUGUAUUGCCUGUGAGACAAGGUACCCGAUCAUUUUACCAAAGACACAACAUAUCACCAAACUAAUAAUCAAGAAUGCACAUCAGCUGGCAUUACACUCUGGAACAAAUUAUGUUCUCUCCCAACUCUCAGGAAAAUAUUGGAUUUUGUCAGAACGAGAAGCAAUCAGAGGUUGGGAACGGGAAUGCAAUGAAUGUAAAAGAAGAAAUGCCAAACCAGUACAACCAAAGAUGGCACCACUUCCAAAGUAUCGACUGGGAGGGUCACUGCGUGCUUUUACACAUAUUUCAGUGGACUUUGGUGGACCCAUCAUUACCGUGCAGGGAAGAGGACGAGCCAGAGUAAAGAGAUAUCUCUGUUUAUUUACCUGCCUGGAAGUACGAGCAGUACAUUUAGAAAUGACUUGGAGCCUACAUACAGAGUCCUUUCUUAAUGCAUUUUUUUCGAAUGGCAUCAAGAAGAGGUAUGCCAGAAAACGUGUUAUCUGA